AUGGGUCGCGAAUCUGUGGCUGUUGCUUUGCCGCCGCCGACGGCGACUGCUCCUCGUACUGCUACGGCGGCGGCGUCGCUUGCUCCUGGCUUCCGAUUUCAUCCGACUGAUGAAGAACUCGUGAGCUAUUACUUGAAGCGGAAGGUUCUGAGCAAACCCGUACGCUUCGAUGCGAUUGGGGAGGUCGAUAUCUACAAGCAUGAGCCUUGGGAUUUAGCAGUGUUUUCGAGGUUGAAGACAAGGGACCAGGAGUGGUACUUCUUCAGUGCUUUGGACAAGAAGUAUGGGAACGGUGCUAGAAUGAACCGGGCGACUAACAAAGGGUAUUGGAAAGCAACUGGAAAAGACAGAGAAAUCCGCCGUGACAUCCAGUUGCUUGGUAUGAAAAAGACGCUUGUUUUCCACAGCGGGCGUGCCCCAGACGGGCUACGGACCAAUUGGGUCAUGCACGAGUAUCGCCUUGUGGAAUAUGAAAUCGAAACAAACGGAACCCCAGUGCAAGAUGCCUAUGUGUUGUGCAGAGUGUUCCACAAGAAUAACAUUGGGCCACCAAGUGGGAACAGAUAUGCGCCGUUCAUGGAAGAGGAAUGGGCUGAUGAUGCAGGAGCUCUGAUUCCAGGAGUAGAUGUUAGGGUCCGGGUAGAUCCGCUACCGCUAGCCAAUGGAAACAACCAGAUGAACCAGGAAAUCAAGUCAGCAAGCAAGGACCUCAUUAACAUCAACGAGCCACCGAGAGAGUCUACUCCAAUGGAUAUCGAACCUAACCAUCAGAAUCAUCAUGAGAAUGCCGUCAAGCCGCAGGAGAAUAACAACAGUAACCAUUUUGAUGAAGAAGAGGAAGCACUCAAGCGUGAGCAUGCAGAUGAAGACGAACAGCGUCCCCCUCCUCCGUGCAUUCUCAACAAAGAAGCUCCGUUACCUCUCCUCCAAUACAAACGCAGACGCCAGAAUGAGUCCAACAACAACUCAAGCAGGACCACACAGGACCACUGUUCGUCCACAACAACAACCGUCGACAAUACAACAACCUUAAUCUCAUCAUCUGCUGCAGCCACCAACACUGCCAUCUCUGCAUUGCUUGAGUUCCAACUCAUGGGUAUCUCCGACAAGAAAAACCUGCAGCAACCUCUACGUCCUCACAAGGAAGCAUCUCCUGAAGAGAGGCUUAAUGAUCUGCAGAAGGAGAUUCACCAGAUGUCUGUUGAGAGAGAAACUUUCAAGCUUGAGAUGAUGAGUGCAGAGGCUAUGAUCAGCAUUCUCCAAUCCAGGAUCGAUGCGCUGCGUCUGGAGAACGAUGAGCUUAGGAAGAACAACGCCAAGGGACAAGAAGCGCUCUAA
Messenger RNA from Arabis nemorensis, 1338 nucleotides. The record is from the annotation of a GenBank genome assembly. Lineage: Eukaryota; Viridiplantae; Streptophyta; Magnoliopsida; Brassicales; Brassicaceae.